This is a messenger RNA of Penicillium alfredii, 1302 nucleotides long. RefSeq names its product putative cell cycle control protein (Cwf23). The transcript has a single exon. Gene Ontology annotation, cellular component: spliceosomal complex. Gene Ontology annotation, biological process: spliceosomal complex disassembly. Bases 1 to 1302 code for a protein of 433 amino acids. NCBI's taxonomy places the organism in Eukaryota, Fungi, Ascomycota, Eurotiomycetes, Eurotiales, Aspergillaceae. The record is from RefSeq and is a predicted model, not a curated record.
AUGUCGACCGAAGAUCUCAAGGCGCACGCCGCCUCCAACCAAGAUUUCUACGCGCUCCUCGACGUGCACGCAGCCGCCAACGAAUCCGAGAUUCGGCGCGCCUACCGCCGCACGGCGCUCAAGUACCACCCGGACAAGAUCGCGAACCCGACCACCACCGACAUCGACAAAUUCCAUCUCCUCCAAAUCGCCUACGAUGUGCUCUCCGACCCCUCGGUGCGACAGCUCUACGACAAUGCGCGCGAGGCGCGGCAGCGCAAGCAGCGCGAGCGUGACAUGAUGGACGCAGCGAAGCGCAAGAUGCGCGAGGACCUGGAGGCAAGGGAGCGAGCUGGGGCGGCAACAACGGCCGGUGGAGCCGCGGCCGGGCGGGGUGUGAAAAGGACAUGGACGGCCGCGGGCGAGGACGACGCCGAGGAAAAGCUGCAGCGCGAGAUUGAGCGCAUUGCAGAAGACGGUCGUCGCAGACGCCGUGAGGCCGAGGAGAAGCUGAAGAGGGAACUGGACGAGGAGCAGAAGAUCAUGCAGCAGGAGGAAGAGGAGGCGCGCCGGGCUGCGGAUCGCAGUAGCCAGCGUGUCGACCGCUCGCAGGAGGGCGGCGCCAAUGUCUCGGAGCUGGAGCGUGCGGUCAAGGUGCGCUGGGUGCGCGAGGGAUCUGGGCUUGACCUGGGGACAGAUCGCUUGGCUGCGCUCUUUGCGCCGUUUGGCAAGGUCGAGAAUACCUUUAUGCUGAAGGACAAACGCCAACGCGUGGGCGAUAAGCGAGAGAAAAAGACCGUCGCUACGGGCGUGGUGGUCUUCUCAUCUAUUGUCAGCACGCACGCCGCGGUGCUGGAUAGCGAUAAGAAGAUUCGCGGGCACGCGGGGAAACCUGACGGCGAAUGGGCUCGCAUCGACUCGGUCUUCUGGGCUUCAGGUAGUCAGCCUGAUUUGGGCUCCAGCAUAGACAAGCGGACUCCCCAAGCACCCCCUCCAUCAUCCAAGCCCCAGGAGACCCCGAAACCAUCUGCCCCAUCAGCCAUCCCGUCUUUCAAUUCCCCGGGUCUGAACUCGGCCACGAAGCCUAGUAAAGCACCAUCAUUCGGGUCCUUCGCAUCUGCUGCAGCCACAGCGAAUGCCCCUAAAGCUUCUUCCUUCAACCCCUCGACCAAGGGCUCUAGCACGCCCACUCUAGAGGAGCUAACGCUGAUGCGGCUGAAAAACGCACAGCGCGAGAAGGAACGCAAAGCCCUCGAAGAAGAGAUGGCGCGCGAGGAUGAGGCCGCAGACGCUGCAGAAGCGGCAGCGACCAAGGCUACUUGA